Messenger RNA from Hyalella azteca, 8152 nucleotides. RefSeq lists its product as uncharacterized. The transcript is spliced from 7 exons. NCBI's taxonomy places the organism in Eukaryota, Metazoa, Arthropoda, Malacostraca, Amphipoda, Hyalellidae. Bases 776 to 7468 code for a protein of 2230 amino acids. The record is from RefSeq and is a predicted model, not a curated record.
CAUCCGUUUUCUUUCUCGGAACUCCAAGCGUAGAGACGAACAAAAACGGGAGCAGUUGCAUCGAGCCGAACUCGACGAGCGCCAGCGACGAGCCAGAGUGCUGUCCGAGAGGCGGCAACGUAGGAACUUCAUUACUGAGAAAUUCCUCAGGGAGCCCAUUCAGAAAUACGCCAAAAAGCGCUCUUCGCCAUCACCGCAGUCGCCUCGACUAUCAUCUGAGGGAAAGGACUCGAGCAUCAGCAAGUCUGUUCCUAACCUGUUUCGCUCACCAACAAGCGCGGAAGGUGUGAGUUUACCUGGCGAAGACAGCAGCGGUAGCAGGGAGUCUGUUUCAACCGAAGAUCUCUCAGCCAGGCAACGGCUAGUCAGCAAUGCGGUGGCUAAGAGCCGCUCUACUCCACUGUUAGCAUCGGCGAGCAAGCCUAGUCUGGAAUCGCGUUUUACUCAAAGGAAAUUUGCUCAUCGCCAAGUCUUCCCUCCCGGUCGAACUCCUGAUGGCCGCAUCUAUCGACUAUGCCGCUCCGUUAAAGCUGAAGAUAAUAAAUCUUCGGUAGAUAAUUCGCAUUGUGAAACUGCAUCGGUCAUAAGGGAGAAUCAGAAACCUUAUCCAACACGUUCAUUAGAAGAACUACGUAGUCUCCAACAGUUUAGGAAUGAACGACUGAAACGCUCGCUAAUUUCGCGUGACAUUCCCGUCAAAUCAGGCACGACUGAAGCUUUGCGUGAAAGUUUUCGUAUCACAGACUCUUCGGUAUUGAGACGCCGACGAUCCAAGAUGGAGUAUUUACCGGUCCCAGACUCUAGGCUUCUUCUCGUGGAAAAACCGAAACUCAAUCGGAGACGGUCCAUGCCAGACCUCAAAGAGUUCAAGUGUGUGAGCUCAGCUGUUGUUUAUGAAACAAUAUCUAUCCUAAGUAAUCUUGAGGAUACAAAUAAUCUUAUAAUAGUUCCGACAUCGUUGUCACUAUCGUCUUCUGAACGAAUCAACGCUACAAGUCAAUUAUGUAGAGAAGAUUCGCCAGAGAAAGAGAAAUGGAGUCAUCAAUUAGCCCGAGUUCUACAAAAUGACACAGAAAAAGUAUUCAAUUCAAGCCCAUUAUUAGAUAAAUUAGGUCCUAGUAAAUUCACUAAUGGCAAAAACGCUCAUGAAUUAGAAAAAGAAACUUACAGGAAAGAAUGGAUUUCUAAACAUUCCAGUGUUCGUAGCAUGAGAUGUCAAAUAUUCAAAUGUUCAACUACAGACGCGUCUGUUCAGACUGAUGAGCAACAACUGACUUUGGGCCAUGGAUUGGAUCGAAGUUCGUCGACACAGGUAAAUGAUAAUGACAGUAACUAUUAUGACAGCUUGGAAGAAGAUGAAGUGAGCGAUGACAAACAUCUGUCGAAUAAGGUUUUUUUCGUUAGCGUUGAUAGCGAGAAUGAAUAUGAGGAUAACCCACGUGUGAAACUACCUCCACGCCUCAGUGAAAGACUUAGUAAUUUUCAAAGACAAAAAGAACGAAAAAUAAGAAAUAAUCAAAAAUUUUCCCGCCAAUUAAUAACAGAAUUUUCUGUUCCAUUCCCCAAGACUCUUGAUAAUGAAAUACUCAAUGACUUCCAGCCUGAUAAUAAAUCAAACGAAUUACCACCUGUUCCGCUCACCAGGAGUCGGACUGGCAGCGCUAAAAGUUUGGAGAGUCCUUCAUUUUCUCGUAAAAAUUCACUUCCUGCCAUUACCAGUGCAUCUCCUUCAAGAUCUACGAGUGCCACUAGGAAAUUUUCAGAUCAAAGCCUGACGAGUGUAGGGGAAGUAUCUACACUCGGUGUCAUGUAUCCUUCUGGUAACGAUGAAGAGACUGAGAGCUUAAUAUCUAAAGAUGCCUCUGUGGCAAAUAAAAGUUCUUCUUCGAGUUCAGAAAUAACUCGUUUGAGUUCUCUUGAUGGCGGUGGGGUAUCGUCGGAAAAUAUAAGAAACGAUAAAACGCAUCGCGAGUCUUCCAGUAUGAAAUUACAGGAAUCAAAUUUUCUCCACAUGUAUAAUGAAUGCGGCGAGUCUGAAAGUGAUUCUGAGGACGAGAUUCUCGUAAUAGAACGAGAAGGAGACGCUUCUACGGCCUUUCAUUCGUACAACCAUCAGGCUUCUCAGGACUUGAUUAAUUCCUGCAAACAAUUGGUGGAGGAUUCCAAGAAUGCUAACAAGGCUACUGGAAAUCUACAGUCACCAAUUAUACUCAGAAAUGACAAGUCCGAAUCAGCUAGAAAAACAUGGAACGAAAGUACGUCGGGAAACUUUAACUUCGUAAAACUGAUGACAGAUGAUGAUGUGAGCAUCCAAGAUUUCGGAUCGCCUCCCAAGUCUCUAAGUUCUCGGGAAGAUGGUUAUGAAAUGGAAACAGAUGAUGGGAGCGUUUGUACUGAGUCUUCCGGACGCAUUACAGUGAUUGCUGCAGGUAGAAGUAGCAGGAAUAGCAGAAGUUUUGACAUGGAUAGUCCUGUCGAUGACAUUGCUCGAGAGACGACCUCUGAAUUAUCUGAAGGUACGUGCGUGCCUUUGACGAACAAAACCACCCCACUGGAGAGCAUCUUUAGCGGUGAAAAACGUGAUGGCUUGGAUUUAGAAACUACAAAUGGUAAAGCUACUGUGAACGAAAUGAUCAAGAUGACUCCUAAAAAGGUCGAUAUGUCCACUGAUAAACAAUGUAUUCACGCGGACGGAGAAACUGAUCUUGUCUUAGCUUCCUUGCAAACAGACAAAUCAAAUCUAAGAAGUUCCGACCAUCCAGGAGAUACAUUCUAUGAAAACGGCUCGUGUGCGUCUGCCUACUUCACUCCUAAUGAAUUUUCGAGUUCAAAAGAGGAUGAUAGAGGGCAUAAAAUUCUUCCCUUAAAUAAUACAUGUAAUAGUCUGGAGGACAAGCGUGAAAAUGCUUCCCAGGUCGAGAAUGUUACCGAGAAAGAAUCCUUUCUUAAAACCAUAGAGAAAAAUGAAGCUACCAAUCGAACUGUCAACGGCGUAAACGAAGUUUACCAUUCUGAUGAUAAUUUCUUCCCGGAUCAUUUGUUAAAUGACAGUUUGUUAGGCUUAGACGAUUCAGUUACCUCCACUGACGAUUCUGUGAGCUCUUUGUUAUCCACAAUAGAAGAAGAGGCUGAACCUAGCGGUAGUGCUCGCAGCUCUAAUGCUCAGUCUGACGGCUCUCGUACGUUGGAAAACACCACUAUGGAAAGUGAGGAAAAAUUUGAUGCAGAAGAAAAAAACAGCGAGCCUGAGGGCCAGGUUAUGGGCAUCAAGAACGAAAAGCUAUAUAGUGAUGAAACGAGCAAACGUGUGAAUUGUGCCGAAACGUGUGAAAACGAAAUUGAAGACAAUCUUCUUAGUUCAGCAAUUCUAACAGAUGAUCCAGAGGGGGACCCCGAAGAAAACGCUUAUCACGAUUCCGAUGCAGUUAGUAUACAAUCUGCUGUAGAUGACGAUUUGAACGAUUUUGCUGAGUCCAACAAUGAUUUCAGCGCAAAAAUUGAGACCAAUGUAAAUUCGCUACUUAGUACCUAUGGAUCCGAAGAUAUUCUAGCCAAAGUUGAUACAGCUGUAAACGAUACUGUUGGCGACAUAAAAGUCAAUAUCUCGGAACCAAAAGAUGCAUAUUCUUACGAUGGAGAGAAUUCCACGGUGAAGGCUGAAAAUUAUUCUGUGAAGGGAACAGAGGCUCUUUCGUCGCGUACCACCGUAGCAGAUGGCUAUUCCAAAGUAGAAAUUAUUGCUGCUAAUGCUACAGUAAAAGGCAAAUCCGAUUUAUUUGUGGAAACCCAUGUUGAAGCUGUCGUUAUAAAUGGAGACCAGGAAGUGGUAUCAGACACUCCCGAUGCUAGUUCACAAGAAGCAUGUGAUACCGAGGCAGAAGAGAAAGUAGAUGAAUCGGUAAGAGCCGAAACUGGGGUAGAAAACGAAAUGGAUUUUGCUGUUGAAUCCGAACCUGAAGAACAUUUAGAAGCAGAUGCCGAUACCGCAAUUGAAGUCAAAGUCGACUCAGAGGUGGGAGCCGAAACUGAUGCGGAGUUGGAAGCCGAAGCGGAUACAGAGAUGAAAGCCGAAGACAAUGCUGUGGUGGCAGCCGAAGACAAUGCUGUGGUGGCAGCCGAAGACAAUGCUGUGGUGGCAGCCGAAGACAAUGCUGUGGUGGCAGCCGAAACCAAUGCUGUGGUGGCAGCCGAAACCAAUGCUGUGGUGGAAGCCGAAGCAGAAGCUAAGGUAGAAGCUACAGCCGAUUCAGAGGUUGAAAUCAGAACCAACGCAAAGUUGGAAGUCCGGGCGAACGCUGAGUUUGAAAUCAGAUCCAACGUUGACCUGGAAGCCGAAAACGAUGCUGAGAAUGAACCUGAAGCCGCCGAUGAUGUGGAAACUAAAGACGUUGAUGAGGUGGAAGCUGAAGCUGAUGAUGAGGUGGAAGCUGAAGCUGUUCACGAAGUGGAUGCCGAAGCUGCUAAUGAGGUAGAAGCUAAAGCCGUUGAUGAGGUGAAAGCUGAAGCCGUCGACGAGGUGGAAGCUAAAGCCGUUUAUGAGGAGGAAGCUGAAUCCGUUGAUGAGGUGGGAGCUUACGCUGCUGAUGAGGUGGAAGCUGAAGCUGCAGAUGAGGUGGAAGAAGCUGAAGCCGCUGAUGAGGUGGAAGCUGAAGCCGCUGAUGAGGUGGAAGCUGAAGCUGAUGAUGAGAUGGAAGCUAGAGCUUUGAAUGAGGUGAAAACUGAAGCUGUUGAUGAGAUAGAAGACGGGGGCAAUGCUCAUGGUGUUGAAAGUUCUCAGUUAACGUCCAAUUUGGAAGUUGAUUCUACUGCGUUUGGUUUUGAAAAAAAGUUCAUCUUUGGCACAAAUUAUGAAGUUGAUCAAAGAUUAGUUUGUACUUUGCGAGGUGACCUUUCGGCCAGUAGUGACCGUACGAGGAAUAACUCGCCUAAAGAUGGAAAUGAAAUCGGGAAUGAUGAGAAUGAAACGCUUCCUCAUUCAAAUAACUCUUCUUCUGAUUUAGAAAAAAAUUCAUUCAAGCGAGAAGAAGAUGAAGGAAGUAAACCCUGGUUUUAUUCAGAAGUGUUCAAAACUCCCCAGUUUUCAGAUAGCAUUGACAACUGUGAAUCUGUGACUGAAGAUGUCUCUCAAAAAUAUGUUCCUUGCAUAAAGGUUGAAUCGAAAACUUGUGGGAAUGAAAAUCUUACAGAUGCCGGACAUUCAACUAAAUCGAUACCUGCAUCAUCUUUGCACGUUGCAUUACCUACCCGAGUUUCCGUUUCCAAAGGGCACUCUCAAGAGAGAGUGUUCGCUGCUGAAGUAUCGCCGCUUUCGUUACGUUCGUCGGGGCCAGAGUCUCCGCAUUCUCCAGAACCAGGAUGCGAAGAAUCCAGUCAGGAUGGUGAUUCUUCCACUGGCAGUCCAGGUGCGGCAAAAAUCCCAACCUCUUCACCAUCUACUGACUCGGGCGUAAUGGAGAUGCCAGCUCCAACUGAUAUCAAGCAGUACACUGGUAGCGCUAGUGCUUCGGAAGAUCAAAAAGUCGAAAUGAAUCCGUCUUCUAUUAGCUCUGAGCUCUCUGAUGCGGUUCUCUCUGUUAAAAGUCGUGCAACUACUCCCGAUACUAACAAACUACCGUCUCGUCCACAGUCCGCCAAAUCUAAGAAAGAAAAUUUAGAUCGAAUAAGAAGUGGCCACAGGUCUACGUAUUUGUGGGUUCAGUCCACUCUACCCAAAGAUAUAAUGGAAGCUGUAAGCGAUGAUGAUAUUGAGAACAUUGAUUACAAAAAUGAUCAAAAUAUAAAUUCUGAUCAUCAUGUUGAUGAAGAUCAUGAUGAAAUGAGAAGGUUGUGGGAACCGUGUCAACCUGUUCUUCCUGCUUCUUUCGAGGAGCUCCCUUCUCCGACCGAGAGCUUUCUAUCUUCUUCAUCGCCCCUCGAAACUUCUAAUAACCAACCUGGAUCACACAAUAGCCAAGACGGAGACGAAAAUUACAGAGAACAGUCAGCCAGCGAUAAGAGUCUGCCGGAAGAAUACGAGAAGCAUAGUGAACCUUCAGAGGUGUCAAUGCGACUCAUCAAGGCUUUGGAGAGAAGAAGAAUCCGACGUCAGAGGUCUCGAGGGUUCAGCAUCGACACUCCAGAGCACCAGCACAAGCCUGCCACCCUCAGCUCCUUGGACAGACUUCUGGCAUCUCUUCCGAUGUAUCAUGCUCACACUAAACAUGGCUGUUCUUCGAAUCCUCGUACCCCAAAACCACAGGUUUUCAUGAGCCAUGGCUCUGAAGAUGACGCUGGGACAAAUCAGGUUACUGUCCAGGUAAUUGCUGGCAGGCAACCGCCAGACGUACGAGUAAUGGCUUCCAGACAACUCAGACUGCUUGUGCAAGUCGGAAAUGGGGAUGAAAGCAAAUCUUGCAACAGUGAAUUGUCAGAGUCAUCAACCGUUCGUGAAAUCCGUGAAAAUAAUUACAUAUCUCAUAAACAUGAAGCGGAACAUUACAUACUGCGUAAGCAGGCAGCGGAAGAGAAACGUCGCAGUCGUCCAUUUGCCAGCGGAUCAGUUCCUCGAGAAGCUUUUAGAGAGACCAAUACGGCAGUCGUUAAUUUGAAGGCUAGCAGCAAUAGACAGCACCCAAAGUUAUCAUCUGAAUCGCGAAAAUACGGCCGCAGACCGCGUCAAGCUGCAGAAUCUGCUUCCAACGAGCUUCUCGACGAUCAUCGUACUCGCAUGGCAAAUCAGAAAAUCAGAAGCUACUCUCUGUCUAGAACGAUGGAUAGUUCUUCCAAAAGUUAUAAAUUACUUCCUCCAGAGCAAGUUGAAACGAUUCCCUCUCGUCUCUUCAUUAAGCGUUCACUGAAUGAUCUGCAAUUGGGUGCACGAAGACAUAAUAUCACGUCGAAAAUUUCAACCGCCUGUGAAAAUGUUGUAGAUGAAGAUGGAACGAAGUCCAAGGAAAGGAAAAAGUCAGUUCGGGAGCAGUUCAUAGAGAGGGCUACUAGUAUCCUGGGCGGUUCAGAGCGAGCGGUCAGCGCCUUGAGUGGCUCAGGACGAGCUGUCAGUGCCGUUAGCACCCGGUGCAGCUCUCGCGGCACGAGUGCGCGCAGUUACAGCAGCGGCGUCAGCUUAGGAGAUUUUCCCUCGCAAGUUGUCGGAGAAACUUCGGUGAUGCCACAACGUACAACAGAUAUGAUAGCCGAUCUACAGCAUUUCUAUGGCAGAAAGAACUCUAAGAAAAGCAGUGAGCUGGCGCGCCCCCACGACGCGCCGGCCAGCGAGGCUGCCGAAGUGUUCGUGGUGCGCGGCAGCAACGUCCAGAAGUGCUUUCCUUCGCCGUCCCCGCGAGAAGUGAGGCUGCGGCUUAAGCCUAGAGCCAAGAGCAAAGACAGCGCAGUGAUAUCAUUGGAUGACUCGGCAUUGAAACGUCGUGAGCAGGAGCGGCUCCAGCGCAACAUGUCGGCCAUCAACGACCUCCUCAAGUCCCUCAACUGAUCUCUAAACUAAUUUGUUCGAACUAAUCACAUUGCUGCUAAUAUUCCACAAGAUCAUUUAUGCAUUCAUAACCUUGAAGCAAAAAAUUACUGUAAAAUGUGCGACCCUGCAGUAAUUAUUAACAAUUCACUGCUCUAAUCAAGGAUGUGUUCUUACCAUAAAAAUUUAUAGUUUAAUCUGCAAAAAUUUCAGCAUCGAUACUGUUUAAUUUUUUACUGUUGCUAUGUCUCGGCUCUUUCGGUUGGUGAAUAUUUCAGGCUAAACUGAUUUAAUUCUCAAUAAUAUUGCUAGUCUUAGAGUUACCCAGAGAAUUCCGUGCUUUGAACACUCCUACCCUGAUUGGUGUUGCUGCUGAGGUUAGGAUUGGUGCCGCUGCACCGAUACCUUCCACAAUUGAGAGCACGGCAUCAGUAUCCGUCCAUUAUGCUCACACUUAUUCGUCAUUAAUAAAUAUUGUUACCAUGAUCUCUAUUUAUAUUACUUAAUCAAUAGGUACGUAAGUUAUUCGUAUAUUCUUGUAUAUGUUAUUUGAUAACCUGCUCGUGCAAUUGAGUAUGGACAGGAGAGCCGGCCGAAAAAUAAUGUACUUUUUCAAUCACAUUAUUGGCUCGGUAGUCUGAUAACUACAUAUUGUCCAAUAACUUUUGCUGUGACUAAUAAUAAAAAAUAAAUAAUAUCAUAUUA